CUACACCAAGUUCUCAGCACAGAGAAUCACCCAUACUUAAAAUACAACUUUGUUUAUGCUUUUAUGAAGAUACUUUUAAAAGUUACACGGGAGUCACCUGAGUAACAGAAAAUUCAGAACUGCUGCAUGCCGGUGCACACAGGUUAAUGUGCUUAUUUGCUCAAGUCCAUUCAUUGCCAAAAUAGCAUUUCCUUCUCGCACUUGGUGCUCUGCUGUGGGAUAACAUCCAGAUCUUGUUUGCCUCUGGAUUGGAUUGCUGGUCUGUUCCGCUCCGUUAAAUGCCCAGAUCAGUUUGAAGGAAUCCAUCUGGUGACUGGAAAUAUUCCCUAUGGUCAAGCAACACUUUCAACCAACCUUGUUUUUUUUUAAUUAAAUGAACUUAAAUUUUGAGGUAUUUUUAGUGGGCUCCUACAAGUGAUCUGGCACCAUGGUGGCCCUGUCCUUGAAGAUCUGCAUCCGCCAGUGCAAUGUGGUGAAGACGAUGCAAUUUGAACCAUCCACUGCAGUGUAUGAUGCAUGUAGAGUUAUUCGUGAGCGAGUGCCUGAGGCUCAAACAGGGCAAGCCUCUGACUAUGGACUGUUCUUAUCAGAUGAAGAUCCUCGGAAAGGUAUUUGGUUGGAAGCUGGAAGGACACUGGAUUAUUAUAUGCUGCGAAGUGGGGAUAUUUUGGAGUACAAAAAGAAACAGAGACCUCAGAAAAUACGAAUGCUUGAUGGAUCAGUGAAAACUGUUAUGGUGGAUGAUUCUAAAACUGUUGGUGAAUUGCUGGUUACCAUUUGCAGCAGGAUAGGCAUAACCAAUUAUGAAGAGUACUCCGUAAUCCAGGAGAGCGUUGAGGAGAAAAAGGAGGAGGGCACAGGUACACUUAAGAAAGACAGGACGUUGUUACGAGAUGAAAGAAAAAUGGAGAAGUUGAAGGCGAAGCUUCAUACAGAUGAUGAUUUAAACUGGCUAGAUCACAGUCGAACAUUCAGAGAACAAGGAGUUGAUGAAAAUGAAACACUGCUGCUGAGGCGAAAAUUCUUUUAUUCGGACCAGAAUGUAGAUUCAAGAGAUCCUGUUCAGCUGAACUUGCUUUAUGUUCAGGCUCGAGAUGACAUUCUGAAUGGCUCCCAUCCGGUCUCCUUUGAGAAGGCUUGCGAGUUCGGAGGCUUUCAAGCACAAAUCCAGUUUGGACCUCAUGUAGAGCACAAACACAAACCUGGAUUUUUAGAUCUGAAAGAAUUCCUGCCUAAAGAAUACAUCAAACAAAGAGGAGCUGAAAAGAAAAUAUUUCAGGAACACAAGAACUGUGGAGAGAUGACUGAAAUUGAAGCCAAAGUGAAGUAUGUGAAGCUAGCACGUUCCCUCAGGACAUAUGGAGUGUCCUUUUUUCUUGUUAAGGAAAAAAUGAAAGGCAAAAACAAGCUUGUUCCUCGUUUGCUGGGCAUCACCAAAGACUCAGUGAUGCGUGUGGAUGAGAAGACCAAGGAGGUGUUGCAGGAAUGGCCACUGACAACUGUGAAGCGCUGGGCUGCCUCUCCAAAAAGCUUCACUCUGGAUUUUGGUGAAUAUCAAGAAAGUUACUACUCAGUACAAACCACUGAAGGAGAACAGAUCUCUCAGCUAAUUGCAGGUUACAUUGAUAUCAUAUUGAAGAAGAAACAAAGUAAGGAUAGAUUUGGGCUUGAAGGUGAUGAGGAAUCAACAAUGUUGGAAGAAUCUGUGUCACCUAAGAAAUCUACCAUCUUGCAGCAGCAGUUCAACCGAACUGGGAAGGUAGAACAUGGCUCGGUGGCAUUGCCUGCUGUGAUGCGUUCAGGCUCCAGUGGCCCAGAGACUUUCAAUUUUGGCAGCAUGCCUUCUCCCCAGCAACAAGUCAUGAUUGGGCAAAUGCACAGAGGCCACAUGCCUCCCCUGACCUCAGCACAGCAGGCCUUGAUGGGGACUAUUAAUACUAGUAUGCAUGCUGUUCAGCAGGCACAGUCCGACCUCAAUGAAGUUGAUAACCUACCACCUCUAGGACAAGAUAUGGCAUCGAGGGUAUGGGUUCAGAACAAAGUUGAUGAAUCAAAACAUGAAAUUCACUCUCAGGUUGAUGCUAUCACUGCAGGAACUGCCUCUGUUGUUAACCUCACAGCAGGUGACCCAGUUGACACUGAUUACACGGCUGUGGGAUGUGCAAUUACAACCAUCUCUUCUAACCUGACUGAGAUGUCCAAGGGUGUGAAACUGCUUGCUGCCCUAAUGGAUGAUGAAGUUGGAAGUGGGGAGGACCUCCUGAAAGCUGCUCGGACUUUGGCAGGUGCUGUCUCGGACUUGCUGAAAGCAGUGCAGCCGACCUCAGGAGAGCCUCGCCAAACAGUUUUAACUGCAGCUGGAAGCAUUGGGCAAGCCAGUGGGGAGCUCCUGAGACAGAUAGGAGAGAAUGAAACUGAUGAAAGAUUUCAGGAUGUACUGAUGAGUCUUGCCAAAGCUGUUGCAAAUGCUGCUGCCAUGUUGGUGUUGAAGGCUAAGAAUGUGGCUCAAGUUGCUGAGGAUACAGUCCUGCAGAACAGGGUUAUUGCUGCUGCUACGCAAUGUGCACUAUCCACCUCUCAGCUUGUGGCAUGUGCCAAGGUUGUGAGCCCCACUAUCAGCUCUCCCGUAUGCCAGGAACAGCUGAUCGAGGCUGGAAAACUGGUGGAUCGUUCGGUGGAGAAUUGUGUCAGAGCCUGUCAGGCUGCCACAGAUGACUCUGAGCUGCUGAAGCAGGUCAGUGCAGCAGCCAGUGUAGUCAGCCAGGCCCUGAAUGACCUCUUGCAGCACGUCCGUCAGUUUGGAAGCAGGGGAGAGCCCAUUGGACGCUAUGACCAGGCAACGGAUACCAUUAUGUGUGUCACUGAAAGUAUCUUCAGUUCGAUGGGGGAUGCUGGUGAAAUGGUGCGGCAGGCCAGGGUACUUGCCCAAGCUACUUCGGAUCUUGUCAAUGCUAUGAGGUCAGAUGCGGAGGCUGAAAUUGACAUGGACAACUCUAAAAAGCUCCUAGCUGCGGCUAAACUUUUGGCAGAUUCUACAGCUCGCAUGGUUGAAGCAGCAAAGGGGGCUGCAGCAAAUCCUGAAAAUGAAGACCAACAGCAGAGACUGAGAGAAGCGGCAGAGGGACUACGGGUUGCCACAAAUGCAGCUGCUCAGAAUGCCAUCAAGAAGAAAAUUGUCAACAGAUUAGAGUUUGCAGCUAAACAGGCAGCAGCUGCUGCCACUCAGACAAUUGCAGCCUCUCAGAAUGCGGCCGUUUCCAACAAGAACACAGUAGCCCACCAGCAACUUGUCCAGAGCUGCAAGAAUGUUGCUGACCACAUUCCUCAGCUGGUGCAGGGUGUGAGGGGAAGCCAGGCUCAGGCAGAAGACCUCAGUGCUCAGCUUGCUCUGAUAAAUUCCAGCCAGAACUUCCUUCAGCCUGGAAGUAAGAUGGUGGCAUCCGCCAAAGCUGCAGUACCUACUGUAAGUGACCAGGCCGCAGCAAUGCAGCUAAGUCAGUGUGCCAAGAACCUUGCAACGAGCUUAGCUGAGCUAAGAACUGCCUCCCAAAAGGCUCAUGAAGCAUGUGGCCCUAUGGAAAUUGACUCUGCUUUGAACACAGUCCAAACACUCAGAAAUGAACUGCAAGAUGCUAAGAUGGCCGCUGUAGAUGGACAGUUAAAACCACUCCCAGGAGAAACGCUGGAAAAAUGUGCGCAGGACCUCGGAAGUACCUCUAAAGCUGUUGGUUCAUCAAUGGCCCAGCUGUUGACUUGCGCUGCUCAAGGCAAUGAGCACUACACAGGGGUUGCUGCCAGGGAGACAGCUCAUGCUCUGAAGACUUUGGCUCAGGCAGCAAGAGGCGUUUCAGCAUCCACCACUGACCCAAUGGCAGCACAUGCAAUGUUAGAUUCUGCAAGGGAUGUCAUGGAAGGCUCUGCUAUGCUUAUUCAGGAAGCAAAACAGGCUCUGGUUGCACCUGGGGAUGCAGAAAGUCAGCAGAGGUUAGCUCAGGUGGCCAAAGCUGUGUCUCACUCAUUAAAUAACUGUGUAAAUUGUCUGCCUGGACAAAAGGAUGUUGAUGUGGCCUUGAAGAGCAUUGGAGAAUCCAGCAAGAAACUGCUUGUUGAUUCGCUGCCUCCAAGUUCUAAAUCUUUCCAAGAAGCCCAAAGUGAACUGAACCAGGCUGCAGCUGACCUGAACCAGUCGGCAGGGGAAGUGGUUCAUGCUACCCGGGGCCAAAGCGGAGAGUUGGCUGCAGCCUCUGGAAAGUUCAGUGAUGACUUCGAUGAGUUCCUUGAUGCUGGUAUUGAAAUGGCUGGUCAAGCACAAACUAAAGAGGACCAGAUUCAAGUAAUAGGGAACCUCAAGAACAUCUCUAUGGCCUCCAGCAAGCUCCUGUUGGCUGCCAAGUCUCUCUCGGUUGAUCCUGGAGCUCCUAAUGCCAAGAACCUCCUAGCUGCAGCUGCAAGAGCUGUGACGGAGAGUAUUAACCAGCUCAUCACUCUGUGUACCCAACAGGCGCCAGGGCAGAAGGAAUGUGACAAUGCUCUCAGAGAACUGGAGACAGUUAAAGGAAUGCUGGAUAACCCCAAUGAACCUGUAAGCGAUCUCUCGUAUUUUGAUUGUAUUGAAGGUGUUAUGGAAAACUCCAAGGUCCUUGGAGAGUCAAUGGCAGGCAUUUCCCAGAAUGCCAAGACUGGGGAUCUGCUGGUCUUUGGAGAAUGUGUUGGAGUUGCUUCCAAGGCACUUUGUGGUCUCACAGAGGCUGCAGCCCAGGCCGCUUACCUGGUUGGCAUCUCAGAUCCCAACAGUCAGGCUGGUCACCAGGGGCUUGUCGAUCCUAUCCAGUUUGCCAGGGCCAAUCAGGCAAUCCAGAUGGCGUGUCAGAAUCUGGUGGAUCCAGCGAGUAGACCAUCACAGGUUUUAUCAGCUGCCACAAUAGUGGCCAAGCAUACUUCUGCUUUGUGUAACGCUUGUCGUAUCGCUUCAUCGAAGACAGCCAACCCCGUUGCCAAGAGACAUUUUGUGCAGUCUGCUAAGGAGGUCGCAAACAGCACCGCCAAUCUGGUGAAAACUAUCAAGGCCCUGGAUGGUGAUUUCUCUGACGAUAACCGCAAUAAGUGUAGAAUUGCGACUGCACCUUUGAUUGAAGCUGUGGAAAAUCUGACAGCAUUUGCUUCCAAUCCAGAGUUUGUCAGUAUACCAGCCCAGAUCAGCAUGGAGGGAUCUCGAGCACAGGAGCCAAUUCUGAUUUCCGCCAAGACGAUGUUGGAGAGCUCAGCUUUAUUGAUCAAAACUGCUCGUUCGCUGGCUAUCAAUCCAAAAGACCCACCUACUUGGUCUGUACUUGCUGGGCAUUCGCACACGGUUUCAGAUUCAAUUAAGAGUCUGAUCACUUCCAUUAGGGACAAAGCCCCGGGCCAGAGAGAAUGUGAUUACUCCAUUGAUGGAAUCAAUAGAUGUAUUAGAGAUAUUGAGCAGGCUUCCCUUGCAGCGGUCAGUCAGAACUUGGCCACAAGGGAUGACAUCUCAGUUGAGGCUUUACAGGAGCAGUUGACAUCAGUUGUUCAGGAAAUUGGGCACCUUAUUGAUCCCAUAGCAACAGCAGCUCGGGGAGAGGCAGCUCAGCUGGGACACAAGGUUACGCAACUGGCGAGUUACUUUGAACCCUUGAUUUUAGCUGCAGUUGGUGUGGCAUCCAAGAUGCUAGAUCAUCAGCAACAGAUGACUGUCCUGGACCAGACAAAGACACUAGCAGAAUCUGCCCUCCAGAUGCUGUAUGCAGCCAAAGAAGGAGGAGGAAAUCCCAAGGCAUCUCACACUCAUGAUGCAAUCACAGAGGCUGCUCAGCUGAUGAAGGAGGCAGUGGAUGAUAUAAUGGUUACACUGAAUGAAGCUGCCAGUGAAGUGGGCAUGGUUGGAGGUAUGGUAGACUCAAUAGCUGAGGCCAUGAGCAAGCUGGAUGAGGGCACACCUCCAGAUCCAAAGGGAACAUUUGUUGAUUAUCAAACUACGGUAGUGAAAUAUUCUAAAGCCAUUGCUGUAACAGCACAGGAAAUGAUGACUAAGUCGGUUACUAACCCGGAGGAGUUGGGAGGACUUGCAUCACAAAUGACCAAUGACUAUGGGCAUUUGGCUCUCCAGGGCCGAAUGGCAGCAGUUACAGCUGAACCAGAGGAGAUAGGGUUCCAGAUCAGGACUCGGGUACAGGAUCUUGGUCAUGGAUGUAUCUUUCUAGUACAGAAAGCUGGAGCUCUACAGAUUUGCCCUACGGACAGCUACACCAAGAGGGAGUUGAUAGAGUGUGCUCGUGCUGUCACUGAAAAGGUUUCCUUAGUUCUGUCUGCCCUUCAAGCAGGAAACAAAGGGACUCAGGCUUGUAUCACUGCAGCUAGUGCUGUGUCGGGGAUAAUUGCAGAUCUGGACACAACUAUCAUGUUUGCUACAGCUGGAACCCUUAAUGCUGAGAACAAUGAAUCAUUUGCGGAUCACAGGGAAAAUAUCCUGAAAACAGCAAAAGCUUUAGUUGAAGAUACAAAAUUGCUUGUGUCUGGGGCUGCCUCAAGUCAGGAUAAACUAGCCCAAGCUGCUCAGUCAUCGGCUACCACCAUCACACAACUAGCAGAGGUGGUAAAACUGGGAGCAGCCAGCCUGGGAUCAGAUGACCCUGAAACACAGGUUGUACUGAUCAAUGCUAUUAAGGAUGUUGCUAAGGCCCUUUCUGAUCUCAUUGGUGCUACAAAAGGAGCUGCUAGCAAACCAGCAGAUGAUCCAUCCAUGUACCAGCUCAAAGGUGCAGCUAAGGUGAUGGUAACCAAUGUUACAUCACUUCUGAAGACUGUUAAAGCAGUAGAAGAUGAAGCUACUCGAGGCACAAGAGCUCUCGAGGCCACGAUUGAGUGCAUCAAACAGGAACUCACGGUAUUUCAGUCGAAGGAGAUUCCAGAAAAGACAUCAUCACCUGAAGAAUCGAUCCGGAUGACGAAAGGAAUCACCAUGGCAACUGCCAAAGCUGUUGCAGCUGGGAACUCAUGCAGACAGGAGGAUGUGAUUGCUACAGCGAAUCUGAGCCGCAAAGCAGUAGCUGAUAUGCUAACAGCUUGUAAGCAAGCUUCCUAUCACCCAGACGUGAGUGAAGAUGUUCGAGUGAGAGCACUGCGAUUUGGAACAGAAUGUACCCUGGGAUACUUGGAACUCCUAGAACAUGUCCUCCUGAUUCUUCAGAAGCCAACUCCAGAGCUGAAGCAUCCGUUGGCUGCCUUCUCAAAGCGGGUUGCUGGUGCUGUGACAGAGCUUAUCCAGACAGCAGAAGCAAUGAAAGGCACAGAGUGGGUGGAUCCAGAGGACCCAACAGUCAUUGCUGAGACAGAGCUAUUGGGGGCUGCAGCUUCAAUUGAGGCUGCAGCAAAGAAGUUAGAGCAGUUGAAACCACGAGCCAAGCCGAAGCAAGCCGAUGAGACUCUGGAUUUUGAAGAACAGAUCCUGGAAGCAGCUAAGUCCAUUGCAGCUGCUACCAGUGCCCUAGUCAAGUCAGCCUCGGCAGCCCAGAGGGAGCUGGUGGCACAGGGAAAGGUUGGAGCUAUCCCUGCAAAUGCAGCUGAUGAUGGACAGUGGUCUCAGGGACUUAUUUCCGCUGCCCGAAUGGUGGCAGCUGCAACCAGCAAUCUGUGUGAGGCAGCUAAUGCCUCGGUGCAAGGUCAUGCUAGCGAGGAGAAACUCAUCUCAUCUGCCAAACAAGUUGCGGCUUCUACAGCACAGUUACUUGUGGCAUGCAAAGUGAAGGCUGAUCAAGACUCCGAGGCCAUGAGAAGAUUACAGGCUGCAGGGAAUGCUGUUAAACGAGCAUCUGACAAUCUUGUCAGGGCAGCCCAGAAAGCAGCAUUUAGGAAAGCGGAUGACGAUGAUGUGGUGGUCAAAACCAAGUUUGUUGGUGGCAUCGCUCAGAUCAUUGCAGCCCAGGAGGAAAUGCUGAAGAAGGAAAGAGAGCUGGAAGAGGCAAGGAAAAAACUGGCUCAGAUCCGCCAGCAGCAGUAUAAAUUUCUCCCCACAGAACUGAGAGAAGAUGAGGGCUAAACUGCUGAGAUGUUUUAAUGAAAUGAGCUCAAGGGGGACAGUACAGAGAGAACUAACCUGACAGCAUUCUGAUAUGCCAAGCACUUACCUAAACAAAUUGCCUGUAAUAGCUUUAGGUGAGCAGAGGGCAAUAAACGUUUGUUCUUUCUUAUCUGUUCACGUAAGGUGCGUGCUCAUCAAACAGAUGGUACAGUGUUAAGUCCACCAUUCCUGUUCCUUCCUUCCCUGACUCACUGUAUCUCAGGAGAGAAUGCCUCACUUUUUACAGAAGGUUAUAAAAUCAGUAUUAUGUCAUUACCUUAAGCUUGAUCUAUUUAUUGUUCCUUGAUCUGUUGUAAGACUUUGUUAAUAUUAAUAGGAAAACCGUUUCUCAUAGCUAUCUACCACUAUGGAGCCAGUGGAUUUUUUUUCCUCCAACAAGAAGACCAAGAUUAAGGUGAAUAUUUAUUUGAGAGGAAAAAGGCACCUGAGCGUGGGUUCUAGAGAUUGUGUCCUUUUUCAGUGUUAUGAAGUUGGUUCACCCCAGGAUCGGAGGGAUCUUCUUUGUACCUGUUUGCACUAGUUUUAUUAGUUCCUACACAGUAUCCACCAGCUUCUGCUUGUACAGUAUUUAGAUUCACAGUUCCCUGGCCUGCAAAACAUGGCAGUAUCCAUUUGUUUCAUUGUUCAACUAAACCAAGAAAUGGAAAUCUAGUCACGGUCUUAGUACCGGGUUCAUGAAGGAAAAUGUUUUUCAAUUAUAUACCUCUCAAUGUGAGACUACUUUUACAAUAGGAAACAUCCACAAAAACUCAAUUAACAUUGGACUGAGUAGCUCCUUUUGAAGUAUCUUACCUGGCUCAAACUGUGGGAUUUCUGCUAGAAUGUAUGCUAACUGAAGUAGACACAUUCUUAGUACUACAAAAGACUAUCGGAAUUCUUGCUAUUCUCAUAAGGAUUUUAUUUCUAAGUGUUUUGUUUUGAAAUCUAGAUGGGUUGAUUUGGGGUAUUUUUUGUGUGUUUGGGUUUUUUUUAAGAAACUAAUAGCUGUUUUAGAAAGGGCCCUUUUCUGAAAUAUAAAAGAACAUCUGCAAGUCUGAACUAUGGAUGCUUGGAAGUUGAUAUUUUCCUUAUUUGCAUUGAUCAGAAUGCCCUCUCUGCGGAACUUCAUUGCAGAGAAGGGAUAGCAGAAAUUGUGCUUAUGUCGUGGUUUCAUAAGGUACUGUAACUUUCUCAAUCUCUGACGUGGCAUAAACCCACAGUGUGGACUACAGCUAUAGCAUGACACGUUCCCAAGAUGGGUAGAGUCAAUGGUGCAUUUUAUAAUGUGUGAUUAAAAACAAUACAGAAACCGGAACUAGCAAAAGCCACCUGUUAGACCAGCUACAGAAACAAGGUCUUUGUUAACCAUGAGUCUCCAGCACACGCCCAUCCCUGCACAAGCCGUCUGAGCAAAUAAUGUAAAGUCCGUUUGGGUCAAAGAAUGUUGCUGCUCCACUUCUUCUGAAAGCCAUGCUGCCAUUUUAGAUAUCUACCAUUACUUUCAACUGAGCCAGUUGUGUUAGAUGCCUACCCACUUAAUUGUCCUUGGUGGAGAAGAACUUGUCACAUAGACUCAGAAGUAACCCUCUUGUGUUAGGUUACCAAUUUAGAUAUUGCUAACUUCUAAUGUAAGUUUAUUUGCAUGUAUGAUACCUAUCAGAAAUUUUGUGUCACUAGUAUAAAGAUAUCACAAAAAUUAAUAGAAAAUAAUUAAAAUGUACAAUUUUUUUAGUGUCUCUUCUCUGAGGCUGAAGUAUUUCAGACUCAGUAGAAUUGUGGAUUCUCAGUAAAUUAUGAGAAAGCGAUUGGCAAGCCCUGAGUAAAAUCCUUUUGAUAUGAGCAAAUAUUGAUUUGCAUAAGUGUGUCCAAAAUGAGCCUCUGCCCUACCUGUGUAGACAAGGUAAAAUGAGACUGAAAGCAGUGUGUAGCCUCUCUGCACGCAACUGCCACCAGAGAGAGAUUCCAGUCUAUGCUUUACAACCCCAACAGUAGCUGUACUGGUUAGAUUGUCACCAUGAGAUUGUGCAGUGAGUUCAGUGAGCAGUGGCACAAAGCAUAUAUAUAAAAAAUUCUUUCGAAAAACAGAACAAAUCCUUCAUUUAAGAUUUUAAAGUAACCUGGAAGGCUGAAACAUGGCUUAUUUUUGUAGGGUCUAAAUACACAUGGUCUUAUCAGAGCUUUCUGCUGCUUUUGCUUAUUCAGUAUGUCAGGCUUCCAGUUUGUAGCUUUUUCUUUUGCUUAUCUGGAUAGUAUCAACAUUCCUGUCACUUUUUUUUUUUUUAAGAUUUGGGGGCUGGAGGGUGUUGUGGUCUGUGUCUUGCAGAUUUUUUCUUUUACUAUGUAUUGCUUUAUUUCACUUACUGUAAUUUAAAGUACUCCAAGUAAGAUGACGUUUUCACUAAUAAUGAACCAGUGCUUCAUUUGUGAUCACUGUAGUACAAUAACACAGCAUUUUAAUUGUGCAGACAGUGAGAAUGGUAUUUCCCUGUUUUAGGAAAAGAAUAAGCCAAAACCCCAGUAAAAUUAAACUGUAAACAGAAAUUGUACUACUAGAAUUUUUUCAAGCUAAUGGGAAUUUUUAUGUUCAAAUCAUCCUCUUGUCAAAGUUUUGAGGGAAAUUUAUUUCAGUACUUAUACUUGAGGGAUGAUUAUUUCUUGAUUUUAGUGCUCUAACUUGAGACACUGGAUUGACCAGACUUUUUUCUCCUUAGUCUUAUGAUCAACAGACUUAUCUACACCAGUGGUUCUCAACGAGGGGUCCGAGGCCCCCCCUGAGGGUCCGCAAGCAGGUUUCAGGGGGUCCACUGAGCAAAGUCAGGUUGAGACUCCCUGGGGCCCACGGCAGAAAGCCAGAGCCCCUGAGCAAAGUAGCUUCCCCAGGCAAUGGCUCUGCUUGCUACCCCAUAACACCGGCCCUGGCUUUUAUAUGCAGAAACCAGUUGUUGUGGCACAGGUGGGCUGUGGAGUUUUUAUAGCAUGGGGGGAAGGGCUCAGAAAGAAAAAGGUUGAGAACCCCUGAUCUACACAGAAAGUUACUGGGCAGGAAGCCAAGGUGUGAAUCUACAGCACAAUAGCUUGCUGCACAGUAACGUCGCCUGUGGAUACUGCUAGAGUGCACUCUGGAACUUUCAGACAUUAUUGCACAGCAAGCUAGUGCACUGUAGAUGCACACCCUGGCUUGCCGUUCAGUAACUUUCCAUAUAGACAAACUUGGGAUAUCCAAGUAUCAGAGGGGUAGCCGUGUUAGUCUGGAUCUGUAAAAGCAUCAAAGAGUCUUGUGGCACCUUAUAGACUAACAGACGUUUUGGAGCAUGAGCUUUCGUGGGUGAAUACCCACUUCGUUGGAUGCAUGGGAUAUCCAGCACACUAGCUGAAGUGUUUUUCAGCUUGAUUUCUGGAUUUUGAUCUGGGAGACAGCUAGAUUCCACAAACUCAUCUGAAGUCUAUUUCACUUUCUUCUCAUCUGUGGCACUUGUAGUAACACUGAAAUCAAAGUUAGAACAUCUGUGGUGUUGGUAAUUAAUGCAGUGCAGUUAUUUGGCAUGGAGAGUUGCAACAGAAAAUCUCAGGCAGGGAUGAGGAUUGGGUAGUAAUUAGACAUAUUUGCUUCCUUACCUAUUCUUCUGGGUUUUAAGUUUUGAAUUAGCAAACAAGUUAUGUAGUAUCUUGCACAUCUUCAUGGUGUGGAACUUGCUUUAAGAAAUGUCUGGAAAUUAAAAACAAAAUGCUUCAAAGUUCUGUAUGUACAAAUAUUCUAGGGAGGUUUUACACGAAGGUCCAGAAGAUAAAUUGGAAUUGGAGGGAACACUUUUUGUAGUUUGUCUAAACUUUUCUUUUUUCUAGGCCAGCAACUGCAAAGUGAGGGAUGGGGGAGAGUUUUUUAAACCAAAGGUUGAAGACUGAGCUCUUGCUUCCUUUUUUCCAGUUGCUUUUGCUCUCCUGCAUCUUCAGACUAUGACAGAAUCGAUCAGAAUUUCAGCAUAAAUUGUCUUUUACAUUUACCUAGGAAAUAAACAGGUUUUUCUAGCCUCAUGUUACUAAAAAAAACACUCAGACCAGGCUCCAGAACGUACUGAUGAAAAGGCCAUCAAGGAAUACAUCUUGUGUUUUGUGCCAGGGCUAAUCCAUGGAGCUUUUUGUGCCUUAUUAUGUAUAUUAAAAGCUCCUGCCCUAUCUUACACUUAAAGUUGGGGAAAGUUAAACUUUGUGUACUGUUGGUUUCUGUGAGUUUGAAUAGAAAUUUGGAAGAUUUCAGUGGAAUCAGCUCAUCAUCGCUAGUCAAUAUUAAUCCUGGAACUUUCUUUUCUGUAUUUGCAGUAAUAUAAAGAGAAAUACACUGCUCAAAGGGUGUGUGUUUGUUAGUGCCUGUUACCAGCAAUAUCAUGACAUUGCUGGUAACACUCCCAUAGAACUUACAUAGCAUCUACAAAGUCAAUAACUUUUUUUUUUUAGGUAAUAUAUAUUACCAGUCUGCUACUGAUUACUGUAAGGAAACCAUCUGUGCUGGACUUACCAUAUUAACUAAUGCUGCAGUGAAAUCUGACAAGUUAGGUGCUAAUGUUGUUGAUACAAUAUUCUACGUUAAGCAAAAUCUCAAAAGAGAUGAAGUUAGUGGACUGCUGAACUUCACUACACCUAGCAGAGAUGUGGAAUAGUAGCAAGGUAGCUAGAGUAGAGAUUUUUCUCUACCGUCCAUCCUUAACAAUGCUAACCAGGGCAAAAAUACAAUUGAUAAUAAAUGGGGAAAAGCAGUGUGGGAAAGCUUUGCUACAAUUUAUCUGAAACAGAGAAAUUUAAGUGGAUCUCUGUCUUUCAACAACAACAAAAUAAUUUUAAACUGGGCAUGGGCCAAUAGGAUAACAUGUCCUAUCCACCUAUCACAGAGAGCUGGCAAACUUUACCAUGCACAUCUUAAAAGCCUAACACCUCCAUGGCAUAGUUCUGUUCUAACUUGCCUUGUAAGGCAACCAAGUAUCUUUUAGUGUAAAAAUGCUAAGGAUGUAAACAUGAUACUUUUUUCAUGUCCUUUAUUUCAUUUGCAUGUGGCAACAUGGUAUAUGAAAGAUAAUUACUUUGCCUAGCGAGAAUUCCUGUCCAUCAAUAGAGUAAUAUAUUGAGUUGUAAGUAAUUAGUGCUGCCUUUGUUGCUUUAAAAAAAUCAAACCACUAUGGAUUUUUUUCUUACUGAAAUUUACUAACUUUAUUAAUAUGAUUGCAGCUGAAGAACUUUCUGAGUGAGACAGUUUUAUAGUGGUAUGCUUGCAGGUCGUGCUGGAGUUUGGGGUGUGAGCUCGUGUUCUGUAGUUCAACUUUCUCCCAGAGCUUUAACCACACAGGAAAGCAUGAAGGGGGUUAGCCAUGCUGUUACACUGUAUGUAUGCUGUUUAUCUGGCCACAAAAAGUAUUUUUUUGUAUUCACCAAAAAUAAACUUUUGAAGGAAUGACCACC
This is a messenger RNA of Mauremys mutica (yellowpond turtle), 13525 nucleotides long. It is a transcript of the gene TLN2, whose product is annotated as talin 2. NCBI's taxonomy places the organism in Eukaryota, Metazoa, Chordata, Testudines, Geoemydidae. Bases 428 to 8056 code for a protein of 2542 amino acids. Gene Ontology annotation, biological process: cell-cell adhesion. Gene Ontology annotation, molecular function: integrin binding; actin filament binding; structural constituent of cytoskeleton. The transcript has 59 exons. The record is from RefSeq and is a predicted model, not a curated record. Gene Ontology annotation, cellular component: plasma membrane; focal adhesion; cytoskeleton.